UUUGCGAAAGUGCAUUUUGUUUUUGUUUGUGACUUCCAAAACAAACUUUGUCGUUUUUUUAGCCCAGAUUGCUUAUAAUUUCGUCAUCAUCAUUACAGUCUAACGUGCCAUAACUUACAGUCAAUUGAUACAUCAUGCCUCCACGAGAUUACGAAGCUGAGAGGGAAAAGAUCAAGAGUUUCUUGGCUGAGUUUUACCUGGAUGCUGAUGAUGGCGGGAAAGAGUUUGUCUAUGGGCGUCAGUUAAUGAAUAUCGCUCAUCGGGAACAAGUUGGCUUCACCAUCGAUCUUGAUGACAUAACCGACCAUGAUCCAGACAUGGCCGACGCCAUCCUUGAGAACACCAAGCGUUAUGAGAAGAUCUUUGGGGAUGUGAUUCAGGAGAUGUUGCCUGAAUACAAGGAAAGAGAGCCAACACACAAAGAUGCCCUCGAUGUUUACAUUGAGCACAGACUACUCAUGGAGCAGAGGCACCACCCCCAGCAGGAGGCAACCAGGGACCCAAGGAAUAAAUACCCGGCUGAACUUAUGAGGAGAUUCGAAAUCUAUUUCAAAGCGCCCACCCUAAAGAAACAUGUUGCCAUCCGGGAAGUUAAGGGAGACAAUAUUGGAAAGCUUGUGUGCGUGAAGGGCAUUGUGACCAGAGCCACAGAGGUCAAACCCAUGAUGAUUGUAGCCACUUAUACCUGUGAUCAAUGUGGUGCGGAGACAUACCAACCAAUCUCAUCUCCUGUGUUCAUGCCACUGAUGAUGUGCCCUGGGCAAGAAUGUACCACAAACAGAUCAGGAGGAAGACUGUAUCUACAGACACGAGGGUCAAAGUUUGUCAAAUUCCAGGAGUUAAAGAUUCAAGAACAUAGUGACCAGGUGCCGGUAGGAAACAUUCCUCGGAGUAUGACCAUCUUCGCUAGGGGUGAGAACACGCGCCUCGUACAGCCUGGAGACCAUGUCAGCGUAACCGGUGUGUUCCUGCCCAUGUUGAAGACAGGUUUCAGACAGAUUGCGCAAGGUUUAUUGUCUGAGACUGUUUUAGAGGCACAUAGAGUUGCAAAGAUGAACAAAUCAGAAGACGACGAACUUGAUGCGUCAGAUCUCACAGAGGAAGAACUCCGCCAAGUUGCAGAAGACGAUUUCUAUGAGAAGUUGGCGUGUAGUAUUGCGCCCGAGAUCUAUGGGAUGGAGGACGUAAAGAAGGCCCUGUUAAUGUUGCUUGUGGGUGGUGUGGAUAGGAACCCAAAUGGAAUGAAAAUCAGAGGUAACAUCAACAUCUGUCUUAUGGGUGACCCUGGAGUGGCCAAAUCUCAGCUCCUUUCCUACAUCGACCGCCUUGCCCCCAGAAGCCAGUACACCACUGGCCGUGGUUCCUCAGGCGUAGGUCUCACUGCUGCGGUGAUGAAGGACCCGUUGACCGGUGAGAUGAUGCUGGAAGGUGGCGCCCUCGUCCUGGCCGAUGGCGGUGUGUGUUGUAUUGACGAGUUUGAUAAAAUGAUGGAUGGGGACAGGACAGCUAUUCAUGAAGUAAUGGAACAACAGACAAUAUCUAUAGCAAAGGCUGGAAUAAUGACAAGUUUGAAUGCCCGCGUUUCAAUCCUUGCAGCAGCUAACCCUGCGUACGGUCGCUACAAUCCCAAGAAAACAGUAGAACAGAACAUCCAACUGCCAGCCGCUCUGUUGUCUCGAUUUGAUCUGCUUUGGUUGAUUCAAGACAAGCCUGAUCGAGAAAAUGAUCUCAGGUUAGCCCAACACAUCGCCUACGUUCACCAACAUAACGUCCAGCCACCUCAGCAAUUCGUCCCCCUCGACAUGAAGUUGAUGAGACGGUACAUCGCAUUGUGUAAGAGCAAAAUGCCGAUCAUCCCAGAGAAUCUGACGGAUUACAUCACGGGUGCUUACGUCGAGAUGAGGAAGGAGGCGAGGAAUAACAAAGACAUGACCUUCACCUCUGCAAGGACGCUGCUUGCUAUUCUGCGGCUUUCGACAGCUUUGGCUCGACUUCGACUCUCUGAUUCCGUUGAGAAGGAGGAUGUGAAUGAGGCGAUGAGGCUGAUGGAAAUGUCCAAGGAUUCACUCAACACAUCACAAGAACAUGCCACACGGGUUCAAAGUACAACUGACCAGAUCUACAACGCCAUUCGCGAGAUGGUUUCUGAAAAAGGCAGCAAAACGUUCAAGAUGACUGACCUCAUCGAACGGUGCAUCUCGAAGGGAUUCAAACCUCCACAAAUUGAAGAGUGCGUUGAAGAAUACGAGGAGUUGAACGUUUGGCAAGUCAAUAAUGCGCAGACAAAACUGACUGUCAUUUCAUAAUUGACGUCUGCUCGAGCUGUAAUGAACUUUAUUCAGACUCUUCUUUUCUAAAUACUGCCACGAUUUAUUGAUAAGAUCUGAUCAUAGAUAAGAAUCUGGGAUUCUGUCAGUCGUUUCUCCAAGACAUGUUGUCUGCUUGUGCUUAGUAAGUAGAGACAAAGGUUGUAUUCCUGAAGCUGGCUAUUAGUAGACUGCCUCUUGUUGACUUGCGAACCUGUGGCGUUGUGACCUUUUGUUUCACAUGAGCCUUGCACAAGAGGAAAUGUUUGAAAAGCAUAUGCAGGCAUAAGAAGUGAAUGGACAGUUGAACAACUAUUGAAGUAAACCAUAUGAACAACCAAAAUGCAUUUUCUCAUUGCAAUAUUUUUAUGCUACUAUCUGUAAAUAUUUAUCUACUGCAUUUUUCUUUUCAUUUCUGUUCACUCGAUGUACGUAAUAUUUGUUAGAUAAUUUUCCAUCAGAUAUUUUGUUAUCUUCGAUGAGAUAUAAAUGUUUGAUUCACAAAUUGUAUGGCAAUUCACCUUGUAUUAUAAAUAAAGAACUCU
This is a messenger RNA of Lineus longissimus, 2851 nucleotides long. Its product is annotated as DNA replication licensing factor mcm7-B-like. NCBI's taxonomy places the organism in Eukaryota, Metazoa, Nemertea, Pilidiophora, Heteronemertea, Lineidae. Gene Ontology annotation, biological process: double-strand break repair via break-induced replication; DNA replication; DNA strand elongation involved in DNA replication. Gene Ontology annotation, molecular function: ATP hydrolysis activity; single-stranded DNA helicase activity; ATP binding. Bases 135 to 2306 code for a protein of 723 amino acids. The record is from RefSeq and is a predicted model, not a curated record. The transcript is spliced from 13 exons. Gene Ontology annotation, cellular component: MCM complex; nucleus.